Molecule: messenger RNA, 1444 nt
Organism: Salpingoeca rosetta
Lineage: Eukaryota; Choanoflagellata; Craspedida; Salpingoecidae
Exons: 8
Coding region: 151-1278 (375 amino acids)
Biological process (GO): ubiquitin-dependent protein catabolic process
Cellular component (GO): cytoplasm; proteasome regulatory particle, lid subcomplex; nucleus
Molecular function (GO): ubiquitin binding; proteasome binding; endopeptidase activator activity
Source: RefSeq, a predicted model, not a curated record
AAAUAGGACAUUGGUGCCGUUGCUGCAGCCAACCGCACUUUUUUCCAUCGACAACAACAAAAUACAACAAGCACACUUCUCCGUCCAUCUUUCAGCUGACACAAGCCAUCAUCACAGUCUGCACCAAGCAAGCAAGCAAAGCCGCUCACCAUGUCUCUGUUUCGACCUGAGCCAGCCCAGGGUGCCGGACAAGGGCAGCAAGGCCAGCGCAAGUGGUCUGCCCCUGGCGCACCAGCCAACUCGCCCAUCGCCUUCCGUGCGGGCCGCAUGAAGAUUGAGGGCAACCGCGUCACGCCGCUGGAGGCCAAGGGCGUCCUGUACCUGGCCAAGGACGACACCAACCUCCCCGUCCUCUGCUGGAAGAACCGCACAACGGGUGUCGUCGAAGACGAGAUCAUUGUGCUCCCAGGCAACCAGAAAUUCUACAAGUGCAAGUCUGCACCAGAGGGCUCUCGCGUGUACUACUUGAAGAUGUCUGAUGAGCGCCACUUCUUUUGGAUGCAGGAGCCCAACGCAGACCUUGAUAAGGACCGCGCAGAGCGUCUCAACACCAUCAUGAGCGACGAAAACCUUGUCACCGGCAGCCUCGAAGACUUUGCCGACAACAGCGGUGGAAAUGGUGGCAACAGCCAGGCCAACGCCAUGAUGCAGCUGCUCUCUGGCGGCCUGCCCGGCAUGGGCGGAAACAACGGCGGCAUGAACAUCCCGCCCGAGCUCCUGCAGCAGAUGAUGGGGCUGCAGGCGCCGCCCCAGGCCCGUCAGUCGUCCUCCCAGCAGCAGCGCACGCAGCAGCAGCAGCAGCAGCAAGGAAGCACCAGCUCCCCGGCACCGCCCACCACGCGCGCAGCAGAGCCGGAGACACCACCAGCAGACACCACGCAGCAGCAGCAGCAGGGUGGAGAGGGCAGCCAGAGCGAGGGCCAGCAGCAGCAUGGGGACUUGGCAACGGAGGGUCUCAUUCGAGGCCUUGCUGCCGAAAUGGAGCAGCAGGGCAUGGGCGAGGGCGCGUCCCUGACGGACAUUCUCGCGCCAGAGAACGUCGAGAUUCUUCUCGCCGACGACGAGGUUGUUGCGCGCCUGCUGCCGUUCCUCCCGAAUGCAGAGACGGCCACGCGCGAAGACAUUCUCAACAACAUCCGCAGCCCCCAGUACAUCCAGAGCCUGCAAACGUUCACGUCUGCGCUGCAAUCCGGCGAAGACGCAGGGGACGACGAUGGCAACGAUAGCAACGACGACAAUGACAAUGACGACAACGCCAUGGAUUCCACGCAGGACUGAGCAUUGACACGUGUGUUGACGUGUGUUGUGGUGUGUGGUGUGUAUCUGGGCACGUUUUGUGGUGUGGUGUGGGUAUUGCUUGCCUGCCUGUUUGCCUGCCGCCCAAGAAGGCAGGCCAUGUCAAUGCACACGCACGAGUCAAAUACACCGCCAUUUCAAGAGCAGA